Loa loa (African eye worm) is the source of this 1680-nucleotide messenger RNA. RefSeq lists its product as hypothetical. The transcript has 10 exons. Lineage: Eukaryota; Metazoa; Nematoda; Chromadorea; Rhabditida; Onchocercidae. The record is from RefSeq and is a predicted model, not a curated record. Bases 1 to 1680 code for a protein of 559 amino acids.
AUGGGUUUUAAAGUUACACCGGCAACAACACCGGAAACAACUUCGAAAGAACCAAAAACUGGGAGAACAAUCAGGAAUCAGUUUUGGUCGACAGGUUUCGCUAAAAGUGAUGAACAAACACCGAAACGACCUGAAACAACUGUCAGUCGACAAUUUUUACCAAAGAAAAAGCACGGAAUCAGCGAAGUUUGGUCGAAGCAAAUGCAGGAGAAUGAAAACGUCACAGUAAUGGGUUUUAAAGUUACACCGGCAACAACACCGGAAACAACUUCGAAAGAACCAAAAACUGGGAGAACAAUCAGGAAUCAGUUUUGGUCGACAGGUUUCGCUAAAAGUGAUGAACAAACACCGAAACGACCUGAAACAACUGUCAGUCGACAAUUUUUACCAAAGAAAAAGCACGGAAUCAGCGAAGUUUGGUCGAAGCAAAUGCAGGAGAGUCGUGAUGAUCUGAAACAACCCUUUCCGUAUACACCAUUCAAAUUAGGCUCAUUAAACAAAAAAACAUCAGUAAAUAUAUUGCAUGAUGGAACUUUGAAUACUCAAUUAAAUCAGGAUUUGUCACAAAUCUAUGGUACCCAACAGCAACCAGGUACCAGCGCCAUACCACGCCCGGAACCGAAAGGGAUUUGGAGAGGGCCACAAUCCGGAAUAAUUCCACCACCACCGGCUCCGUAUCGUCCAAGUAGUGCAAUGAAUAUAAAUAUACCUGUGUUAUCUCGACCCGCUUCAAGAGCGAAUAGCGAUUUAGGAAUAGGUACCAUUGCUUUUUGCGAUAGCAUUGGUAAUGUGCCUUCGAGAUAUCAAAGUUAUUGUACACUUCCUCGGCCGGAACAAAUCGAUUUCGAUCAACACUCAAAUUACGGCAAUGAAAUUAGCCAAAUGGCUAAACAAAUCAACCAGCUGUAUGGUCAUUACAAUGCACAAGUCCAACCAUCAGCUAGUCCUAAUCCAAUUAGCAAACAGGGUAUAUUACCGGGCAGUCGACCAGCAUCAUCGAUGCUUGUUGGAGCUCCAGGAAUGGCCAGCGAUUAUCUUACUCGGCAGCAUUCUACAACACUUUAUGGGCCAGCCGAAUCCAAUGUUAUUCCGCAAAUAUCUGACGACGAGAUUUUAAAGCCUGCGAAAGAAAUUAUCUACUUUGAUGCACUUUCCAUACUUUCUGUCCUUCAGGUUCUUUUUUCACUAGUAAUAUUUGGUUGUGGGGUCUUGCGGAUAAUCUGGAAUUCGAAAUGGGCAGUAGGUAUCGAGCUUGUCCUUGCUGCACUCAUUUUCUCAACUGGUGUCACCGGAAUUUGUGCCAGUAGUCGAAGGUCUUACAGCGCAGCAACAGCAACAUAUACUUUAUCGAUGCUGAACUCUAUCCUCUCUCUUAUACCUUCCAUAAUGGGUACGCUUCCGGCUAUAGCAAAUGCGUUUCCUACAUUGAAUCUGGAAUGGCUACUUGACGUGCAUGAAUCAUUGACUAUCGACUAUCUACUAAGUUUCACUUGUUUUGCCGAGACGGUGAUAGCAAUGAUAACGUCAAUCUAUGGGUGCAAAGCAUUGGGUUUAACGAUGAGGCUUGUUGAGAAGCUUCGUUUUAGUGUUGAUCUGAAUACUGUCUUCAAAAGCUUAUCUCCGGUAAACCAAAACGAACUAGACAGAAUGGACAGAAAAAAAGCAAUUGAUGGUACUUGA